ACCGGUUCUCGAAUCGUUCACAGACAAAAUAGUAUAGUGGCGACUUAAAAACCGAACAUCGACAAAUCCCUCGUCAGAAGAAUAUUUGGCGCACCAGCAGCGAAACAUAGUCACAUUGAAGUACCGCACAUCAUUGCUAAGAAUGGCUACUGAAUCCUCCGACAUGCAGAUGAUGCAGCAGCUGGUUGUUGAUACACCUUACCAAGCCUUAGAGCCCAAGGUAUCUUACAGACCACGUUACAAAUCGACCGUGGCCAUGAUCACCGGUACCAUCCAGCUUCUGUGUGGCAUCAUCGUGUUCGUUCUCGGAAUCGUUUGUCACGCAAUGAACCUGACCUGGUCGAUGGCCAUCAUUGGUGUCUGGGCUGGUCUCGGGUUCUUCUCUUUGAGUGGAGUGCUUGGAAUCACUUCAGCACGAAGGCAAACAAGUGUGAUCGUUGGCUACAUGACGAUGUCGAUAUUGUCAGCUGUAGUCGCCUUGGUAGCUGGGUGCACAUACGUUUAUGUCGUCUGCGCUGUCAAAGAAACAUGUCCCAUGCUUGAGGAACUUCAUCUCGACAUGGAAGUGCCAACGGACGUCAUCAAUUGUUCGAGACAAGCUGCGGACAUUGCCAUGAAUGGAACGUUGGCUGCUAUCUUCUUUGUGGAACUCGUUUUUGCGCUCAUAGGGUCAUGUAUUACGUGUAGUGGGAUAUUCUGCAACAGAGAGCUAUUGGUAGCAACAACACUUAUGACAGACGAUUAUGAAUAGCAUUCAUUCGAUGUUGUCAUGCUUUCCCUGAGGCAUUUGAAAGACACUUGAUUUAACACCACGGAUGCCACUGAAAAUGGAUCUAAAAACGCCCAACAAGUUUUGAGUGCCACAAUCACAUCAAACUCAUUCGACUCAUUAAAAAUUUGACAAGUCAAAUUUACAGGAGUUGAAAUUUCUGAAGCUCUUUUAUUCUCAUUUGAGUUUUAUUUCAAGGCAGAGAAGGAGUAAGGGACUAGUUCUGGAAAUAGGUUAUGCAGUCCCUUUUCCGAUGUAUAACCGUCAAAUUACAUCAUUCAUGAAAUGCUGAUCACUGUAUUACGGCAGUAAGGUAUUUUUGUAUAGCGCCAUCUGACGGUUUGAAAUUCAAGAAGGGACGCACUGGAUGAUGCAUUUUAAUUGUAUGUUGUGAAGUGAAAGUACGCCGUGGUUGGCUUCCUGAAAUGACCACGUGGUACGUAACAUAUGGAUGCAUGCACGCCGUGAGCCCGCAGUUAAGAGAGGCUUGAAAGAA
Messenger RNA from Lytechinus variegatus (green sea urchin), 1265 nucleotides. RefSeq lists its product as uncharacterized. Gene Ontology annotation, cellular component: membrane. The transcript has 6 exons. The record is from RefSeq and is a predicted model, not a curated record. The coding region runs from base 143 to 751 and encodes 202 amino acids. Lineage: Eukaryota; Metazoa; Echinodermata; Echinoidea; Temnopleuroida; Toxopneustidae.